Messenger RNA from Glossina fuscipes, 1875 nucleotides. Its product is annotated as glucose dehydrogenase [FAD, quinone]-like. The transcript is spliced from 2 exons. Gene Ontology annotation, molecular function: flavin adenine dinucleotide binding; oxidoreductase activity, acting on CH-OH group of donors. The record is from RefSeq and is a predicted model, not a curated record. Bases 1 to 1875 code for a protein of 624 amino acids. NCBI's taxonomy places the organism in Eukaryota, Metazoa, Arthropoda, Insecta, Diptera, Glossinidae.
AUGAGAUGCGAAAACUUUUAUUGUAGUUUAGUGCUAAUACUUUGGUUUAGUAACAUUUGCACACCAAAUAUAUAUAAUAAUAUUUUAAAUGAUAUCACAAAACUUGGUUUAGUAAAUGUUUUACAAGAAACAUUUCGGGCACAAGUUCCCAAAAAUAAUGAAAUCUUUGAUUUCAUUGUCGUGGGUAGCGGUGCGGCUGGUAGUGUCGUAGCGAACAGAUUAUCAGAAAAUCCUAAAUGGCGCAUAGCUUUAUUGGAAAGUGGAGGUAUAGAAAAUAUUGCUCAUGUUAUACCAGCCUUGGCAGCUUAUAUGUCUAUAACGUCUAGCAAUUGGAAUUAUGGCUCCGUGCCUCAGAAACGUGCAUGCUUUGGCAUGCAUAAAAACAUUUGUUUGCAACCGAGAGGUAAAGUCUUAGGGGGCACCAGUUCCAUCAAUUUUAUGAUCUACAAUCGUGGCAAUCGUCGCGAUUAUGACAGUUGGGCAGCAGCCGGUAACCGCGGAUGGGCGUAUAGCGACGUUUUGCCUUAUUUUCUAAAAUCGGAACGAGCUAAUCUGGAUGGUUUAGAGUACACGUCAUAUCAUAAUCGCAAUGGUUCCUUAAAUGUAGAAUAUCCCCGUUACCGUAGUCAAUUAGUUGAAGCUUUUGUUACGGGCAGUGAACAAGCUGGCCACCCUCGAACAGACUACAACGGUGAAUCUCAGAUAGGCGUCUCCUAUGUUCAGUCUACGACAAACAGCGGUCGACGUAAUAGUGCUUAUCGCGCUUUCAUUGAACCUAUUAUGCAACGUCGCAAUAAUUUACAAAUUUUUAUAUUUUCUCGCGUUACUAAAAUAUUAAUUGAUCCAACAUUGAAGACAGCUUACGGCGUCGAAUUUGUAUACAACAACAAAUCUUACGCAAUCAAAGCUCGUAAGGAGGUCGUAAUAUCAGCGGGAACAUUUAAUUCUCCGCAACUUCUUAUGCUUUCUGGAGUGGGUCCUCAAAACAUUUUAUCAAAGCUUGGUAUACCAGUAAUCAAAGACUCGCCUGUAGGAGUGCGCAUGUAUGAACAUGCAUCACAUUUUGGUCCCACGUUUUUAACCAAUACCACUGGACAAUCUCUAUUUACUGCCAAUGUAAAACCGCUUGAUGUUGUCCAUUUUUUGGCAGGUAGGCCGGAUACAAUGCUUUCUACCUUAGCGGGCGUAGAAGCUUUAACCUUAAUAAAAGUUCCUAUUUCAAAAAUUCCCAACGACUGGCCGGAUGUAGAGCUUAUAUUUGCCUCUGGAAGUUUAGCUUCUGACGAAGGUACUGCUUUAAAAAUUGGUGCUAAUUUCAAAGAUGAAAUUUAUAACCAAUUGUAUCGUGACAUAGAACGAAGACGUCAGGAUCACUUUACAGUUUUAGUGAUGCCUUUUCAUCCAAAGUCUAUGGGCCGCCUUUGGCUGAGAAGUAAAGAUCCACUACAGUGGCCUAUUAUAGAUCCGAAUUACUUUGCCGAGAGCAAAGAUGUAGAAUUCAUGCUACAUGGCAUUAAAGCAGCCAUAGCUAUAUCCCAGACACCGGCCAUGCAAAAAAUUGGCACACGCCUUCUACCUAUUCCCGUACCGGGCUGCGAAAGUUUUCAAUUCGCCUCCGAUGAUUAUUGGCGAUGUUCCAUCCGCACGAUGACAUAUACACUUCAUCAUCAGGUAGCUACAUGUCGUAUGGGUCCAACCAACGAUUCGACUGCUGUGGUCAGCCCUGAAUUAAGAGUGCACGGUAUACAAAAGUUACGCAUCAUCGAUUCAAGCAUAAUACCUUUCCCGCCUACUGCUCAUACCAAUGCCCCCGCUUUUAUGAUCGGAGAAAAGGGGGCCGAUUUAAUACGAACGACUUGGAAAGAUGAAAUGUAA